AUGGAAUUUGAAGAAGUUAUGCAUGCUUCGAUUACUGCACCUGCGGAGACACCAGAGACCGAGAUGUCGAGAGUUGAUCUAAAGCACCAGCGUGAGAUUCGACUGGUGUCGAAGAAGGUGGAGAUUGCGCAGCUUUGUGAAAAUAUAUUGGAGAACCCAGAUGAAUCUUUCAAGAAGAAUAAGGAACAUCCGCUGCAGUUUAGCAAGAUCCAACAAUUGCAAAUGUUGUGCCGAGACCCAGACUUGACAGUGCAGCGUCUUAGUCUAAUGUCACAGCUGUCAGUGUUCUUGGAUAUUCUACCAGACUACCGGAUUCGUCUUCCGAAUAGUGCUAGCGUGGAAAAAAAGGGCAAACAGAACCAUGGACGCCCCAUGAAGAAGAAAGUGCAACAAAUGCAGGAAUAUGAGGCAGCACUGCUUAACAACUACCAAAAGUUCCUCAAGUAUUGCGCUGAUCUGGUGUCCACGGGGCUUAAGGGCAAGCGCCCGGAACAGCUGGCGACAAUGACUGUGCACGAACGGCGUAGUGUAUUGCUUGCCGAGACUAGUGUCCGAUGUUUGGCACAGCUGCUGGAAAAGAAGUAUGCUUUCAACUUUCACCUCAACCUCGUGAUUGCGCUAGUGCCAAUGGCAGACUCGCAGUUUGUGAAUAUCCGCGAGCAGGCGUGCGCGUCUUUCAAGAGCGUCUUCAAGAAUGACAAAACAUGUACUUGCUCAUAUGAGAUUGUACAACAAAUUUCGAGCUAUGUGAAGCAGAAGCAACACCGCGUGCAACCCUUCAUUAUUGAAACACUCCUGGCUAUGCCACUUGAGGUGACCAUGGAGCAGGGCGAGGUAGCUCGCAAAAAGGCCAAGUCUGAUCGCAAAAAGCGUCGUCGUCAGCAGGCGGAUGGCGAUACUAUUGCUGCCGGUCUCAAGGAAGCCGAAGCUGUUGUGGACCGUGCUGAGCGCGAAAAGACGCAAGCUGAUAUCUUACACGAACUGGUUCUCAUUUACUUUCGCAUUUUGAAACAAGCUACCUACUCGCAGGCACUACCGGCUGUGUUGGAGGGACUUGCAAAGUACUCAUUCUUGAUUAAUCUUGAUAUCAUGAUUGACUUGCUCAAGGUACUCAAGGUUGUUCUCCGCAAAGAGGAUCUGCUACCAUUGCCAGCAGCACUGCAGGCUGUGCUAACGGGGCUUCGUGCACUGCAAGGCCCCGGUGGACAGGAACUCAUGAUCGACGAAAAGGAGUUUGUUGAUAUUCUAUACCGCCUAUUGCAUCGGUUUGCCGCUGGCGAGGCAGGCUUGCACUCGACGUGUUUCCCAACUUUGCUGCAGUGUGUGGAGGCAGUGUUCCUACGUCGGAAAGAGAUUGUAAUCGAACGCGUGGCGUCUUUUGUGAAACGAUUGCUGCUCGUGGCACAGCAACUGCCCCCGCAUCAGGCUUUGGCCACAUUGUCGCUGCUUCGUGCGCUUUUUUACCGCUACUUAAAGUUGCAGCAGCUUCUGGAAUCGGAUGUGGAUCGUGUGGCUUCAGGUGAAUACCGCGCUGAUAUUGACGAUCCUGACUUUGCCAACCCGUUUUCAAGUGCAUGCUGGGAGCUAGCGUUACUAGCGCAUCAUACUCACCCAAAGUUGUCCAGUUACGCCCUCGACACUGCCCAGAUGGCUCCAAUCCUGCCGAGCGAGCAUGCCCGGGCGCUCAUGGAUGCAUUCGAUCCGUAUGCUGGCGCAACCUUUGCGUUCAAACCAAAAGUGCCUGUGCCGCCUAGCAACCCGCUACACAAGAAAAUUGCCUCUGAGAACAAUAAGCACGACUCGCGCAAGAAGAGCCGUCAGCGCCGUGCGCGUCAGUUUUUCGUGCGCGAUCCAUUGGCUAGCCUGGAUGAGCAGUACCGUAAGCAACAUGCCUCUUUUUUCUUUCAAAAGUGCCUUGAGCUUGACGAGCAACACACUGAUGACAAGCUGCUAGUGUUCAGGAAGUAG
Messenger RNA from Peronospora belbahrii, 1968 nucleotides. Lineage: Eukaryota; Oomycota; Peronosporomycetes; Peronosporales; Peronosporaceae. The record is from the annotation of a GenBank genome assembly.